Messenger RNA from Branchiostoma floridae (Florida lancelet), 1831 nucleotides. Its product is annotated as 3-mercaptopyruvate sulfurtransferase-like. Gene Ontology annotation, molecular function: thiosulfate-cyanide sulfurtransferase activity. NCBI's taxonomy places the organism in Eukaryota, Metazoa, Chordata, Leptocardii, Amphioxiformes, Branchiostomatidae. The record is from RefSeq and is a predicted model, not a curated record. Gene Ontology annotation, biological process: transsulfuration. The coding region runs from base 98 to 982 and encodes 294 amino acids. Gene Ontology annotation, cellular component: mitochondrion. The transcript has 7 exons.
GACAGGGGUGGUACAGGUGUGUACGUGCAAGGUACUUAGGUAGGGCUUGUGCUGUCAUCAUUGCUGGGCUAAGUUGGAAUAAAAAUCUCGUCGGAACAUGUCGUCGGUGUCGACCCUGGUGACCGUGCCGUGGCUGGCGGAGCGGCUGGCCUCCCCGUCCCUGUCCUCUCGGGUCAUCCGCGUGCUGGACUGCUCCUGGUACCUGCCCAAGCAGAAGCGCGACCAGCGGGGCGAGUACAAACUGCAACACAUCCCGGGAGCGCUCUUCUUCGAUCAAGAGGAAUGCUGUGACAAGGCCAGUCCGUACGAAAACAUGCUGCCGUCUCCGGAGGACUUCGAAAGUUACGUCGGUAGUCUAGGCGUGGACAACAACACGCACGUGGUCGUGUACGAUGGUUCAGACAUGGGCCUGUUCUCUGCCCAGCGUGUGUGGUGGAUGUUCCGUGUGUUCGGGCACCCCCUGGUGUCUGUCCUGAACGGUGGGCUGGGCAAGUGGCGCGCAGAGGGGCGCGGGGUGUCCAACGAGAUUCCCAAGGUCGAUAAAGCCACCUUCAAGGCCACCUACACACCCGCCCUCGUGCGCGACUUCGACUUCAUGACGACUAACCUGGCCGACAAGACAGCGCAGGUUGUGGACGCCCGGCCGCCUGGCAGGUUCAACGGGACAGAACCAGAACCAAGGGCAGACUGCGAACCUGGUCACAUCCCGAACAGUCUGAACAUGCCGUUCGGUAAGAUCCUGGACCCGGAGAGUAAAACCGUCAAACCUCCGGAGAAACUUCGGGAAGUGUUCGCGGCUGCAGGUGCAGACCUAUCUGGCCCGAUGGUAGCGACCUGUGGUUCAGGCAUGACGGCCUGCGGACUGGUGCUGGCCGCCUAUCUGUGCGGGAAGGAAGACGUGCCGGUGUUCGAUGGGGCAUGGGUCGAGUGGUUCAAACGUGCCAAGCCGGAGAACAUCAUUUCUGAGGCUAAAAAAGAGUAGCGGGGUCUCAAGAUUCAACAGUCAGUCCCUCAUGGGAUGGGGUUGUAAGUGAGCCUCGUCAUUGUGUUGCCAAACAAGAGUUGCAGUAUCGUAAAGUAUAUUUUUCCUUGUAGCUGGCACACUGCGGUUAUCAUAACCAGGAAUGUAGAAAUGCACUAUCACUUGCUUCAACAGGGUCAAUUUUAUUGGAACAGACUAGAAAUAGGACAAGAAGAAAACAGACCUUUGUGCCUUUUUAUAAAGAUGGACUGGGGUGACAUAUCGAUUGAGCUUUGAAAUAUUUUUGACAGUUGAUCGUCCAAAUUUAACCGCAAUAAUUAAAUGGUGCGGUUGCCGGAAAGAUGGAUGCGGCGAGCCAGUGAAGAUCCUGAUCACUACUAUCUCUGCGACCCAAUCUCUGCUUUGAGAAUAGCAAGAUUGGUUAAAUUCUUAAUUUUCAAGUUGUAUGACAAAAGAAACCUGUCUGGUGUACCAUAACUACAUGGACCAGCCCUCAAGUACUAGUACCUCACGUGACUCAAGUUAAUGGUUGUAUUCUAUCUGUCAAAAGAAGAGGAUAAGUUGGAACAAAUUAUCUAAAAUCCACAGCGUGUAGAACGCGCACUUGACAAAGUUGCAAAGAUGUAAAUUUGCUUUCAAAGCGAGUCAAAAUGCAAUCUGAUGUACAUGAUCAUUUGAGUUAAACUGAACAGAUAUAUCUAAACAAUUUCAGUCAUUAUUUAGUGACAACACUGUUUUAUGUAUCUAGAACUGUAUACAUACUCACGAUUCCUGUCAAUGCACGUAUUGUAACGACUAGUUUUUAUCACUUUCCGUCACUUGUGAAUGAAUAAAUCAUAUGCAAAACGA